CAAUUUCCUUGAACUAGAACAAAGGCAAAAAGGGAAGAGACCUACUUUGAACAAGACAGAAGCAAAAAAAGGAAAACUAAUUAAUUAAAUUUUAAAAUAUAAUCAUCCAUACGAUUAUUGAAAUACCUUGAAACUGGAUAAACGCAAGAUGAGUGGUACACGUUUCGCCCGCACAGGGCGAUGUCGAUUUUUGGUUUGUUUUGCCAUACUGGUGCUAAUGGUGGGCAUGGUGGUCAUAUUCCAUAGUUCUCAGUUACAAUUGGAUGAGACCCGAGAACAGCGUUUACACUGUGAACAACAACAGGAGGCGUUAAACGAGAGGUUGACAUCCCUUGUCGAACAGAAAUUCCACUUGGAAAAGAAUCAGGAACGUGAACGUACCGAAUUUUUGGAGACAAAACGUAACCUGGAACAAAAACUUAAAAACACCGACGAAAAAUAUCAAAAAGAACAAGUGGAGGCACAAAUGCGUUACGAAAAACUGGAACAGGCCCAUAAGCUACUUCAAAGUAAACACAAGGAACUCAAAGAUGAAAGUAUGAAAUCGAACAAACAACAUCUGGAGAAUAUAAACGGCCUGGAGAAGAAGGUACAAUCGCUAAAAUCCGAGUUAAAUAAGGAGAAGUCCAACAAAUCUGGCGAGGUAUAUAUGUGGAAGGAAAAAUAUAAUACCGCCGAACAAGAAAAACAACGUUUGGAAAAUCUUUUCUCGGCCACAGAGACACAACAGCAACUGGACCGCCUUAAAGAACUGGAAGCUCAACUAAAAGACUACCAAUCACAUUGUGAUUAUAAAUCACGAAAUCCAGUGUUUCCACAAUCCAACGUUGUCGACAAUCCCCCCAGUAGCACCAGUCAAAAAACGUUCAACCUACAGGAGCCAGUGAGUGAUGGCGUUUACCGUAUUUCGGUAAACACAACUAGAAAUAAUACAUUAAACGAUUUAAAAAAUAAUAAGGCAGGAGAUUAUGGUGUUGGACCUCGCAAGGAUUUUUAUUCUAAUACAAAACAAACUACAACAACAACUACUACUUCUACUAUUUCUACUCCUACUAAACAAGAUACACAAUUCAAUUCAAAUACUAAUCCAGUGUUUAAGCCUCUGAUAAACAAACAUUAUAAUGGUAGUUUAAUACUAAAUUCCGUUGAAAAUUUUCAGAUUGUACCAAAGCCCAUCAAAAGAGUCGACGAUCAGAUGAAGCCUGAUGGGGAAGAGCAACCACAACAACAACAACGAGAAGAACGCAAACAACAAGUUGCACCAUUGGGUGCACCAAAACAUAAUAAAUCAGGCUCAUCAUCGCCCUCAACAAAGUCCGAACCUCAAAUGGCUGCAGCUGCAUUGAACAAUGCCACCUUGGCUAAUACAAGAACUGCUCGCGACAAUGCUAUCAGCAGCAGCACAAGUAGUAACUCACCACCCUUGGCAUUGCCACCCAAUCAAAAGAAAUUACCCGAAAAUGUUGCCCCAUAUCCGGAACAUUUUGAAGAUUUGCUACAAAAGUCGAAUAAUGACCAGCAGUCGAAGAAUGCCGAAGAGGAGGCAAAUAAUAAAAAUGAAGAAAAUCUUGCCAAGGCCGCAGCUGCCGGUUUAAAGGCUUCAAACAAUAAUAAUAACAACAACAAUAAUAAUUAUGACUUUGGUGCUGAUGAUGUCAAUAAUGAUGAUGAUCUCAUGGGUGGUCCUGGUGGCCUUAUGGCAGGAGAUAACGAAAUGGUCGAUGGCGGUGCUGCAGCCGGUGACAUUGCUGUCAAACACAAUCAACAACUAAUGGAUGAUAAUUUAAAAAAUGAAGUAGCCGAAGAUCAGGGUAAAGAAUUUGGCGAUGGUCUACGUUUAGAUGAGGGUGAAGGUGGUGCUAUGGAGGAGGACGAUGAUGAUGACUAUUCAAAUCCCUCGGCUAAAAGGAAAGCUGAUAAAGCUAUACGCCAUUAAACCAAGCUAUACCGACGAGAUGAGUACACAUUAUUAAAAAAAAAUAAAACAAAAA
Messenger RNA from Musca domestica (house fly), 1991 nucleotides. Its product is annotated as ras guanine nucleotide exchange factor P. The transcript is spliced from 4 exons. Bases 149 to 1936 code for a protein of 595 amino acids. NCBI's taxonomy places the organism in Eukaryota, Metazoa, Arthropoda, Insecta, Diptera, Muscidae. The record is from RefSeq and is a predicted model, not a curated record.